AUGCGCGGCGAGAACGCGGGCGUGCUGGACGCCAUGAGCGACGUGAGUGAGUCCUCGGACAGCGACGAGGAGCUGCUGCACGUGUUGGACCCGUCGGACCCGCGCGCGCACCGGCCGGCGCCCAGCGUCGUGCAGCCCACGCGCGCGCCCAAGACGACGUCGAAGAAUCAGACGGCGUCUCGCUGGGACUCAGACGACGACGACGUUGGCGAGCCAAUCAGCGUGGACUCGGACGCUGAGAACCAGACGAAUCAGGAGGAGGAGCCCGCCGUAGCCGAGCGUGGUGACGCCCCGCCCAAGACAGCGACGAAUGAGGCCGGCGGCGUGAAGCUCUCCAAGUGGGCGGCGCGCUUACUCGUGCCGGCCAGCGAGCGCAAGAUCCCCGUGUUCGAGGAGCCCCCGCUCGAGCCGCUGAACGACUUCAUCCUGAGCGACUUCGGCACGAGAUUCCGCGGCAAUGCGGGCGACGUGGAGGUGGAGAAGGACAUCACGGCGGAGGACGACAAGGAACAGCAGGACGACGACAGCAACAAGAUGCAGGUCGGCGCGCCGCUGUUCGACGCCAAUUCGACGAGCAACGACAAGGAGAACCAUGAUGGGAAUGACGCUGAGGACGGCAAGGACAAGAAGAGCAAGAAGAAGAAGAAGAACGCCGAGGACGGGCGCAAACGCAAGGAGAACAGGUACUUUGUCACAGACCUGGCCACCAAGUGCUUCCACUGCGGAGAGGUGGGCCACAUGGCUAGUGUCUGCAUGAACGACAAACUGCAGCCGCCCUGCUACUACUGCGCGCUGCGGGGCCACCAGUCCUGGGCGUGCCCCAAUUUGCCGUGCACCAACUGCUUGCAACUGGGUCAUCAGGAGCGCGAUUGCAGCAAUCGGUCGCUGGACAUUGAUCCGUGCAGUAUUUGUGGUCGCGCCGGCCACAUUGAAGACAACUGCGACAACAAUCAUACGCUGGACGAGUGCGAUACGUACAGGGAGCCGACAGCGACCAACUUCGCGGCCAGGACAGCCAGUGGUCGCACAGUGCAGACUUGCUACGAGUGCAAUGAGGCCGGCCACAUCGCCGCCGAAUGUCCUGUGCGCCUGAACGGAUAUG
Messenger RNA from Phytophthora sojae, 1102 nucleotides. RefSeq lists its product as hypothetical. The record is from RefSeq and is a predicted model, not a curated record. NCBI's taxonomy places the organism in Eukaryota, Oomycota, Peronosporomycetes, Peronosporales, Peronosporaceae. The annotation marks the transcript as partial. The transcript is spliced from 2 exons. Gene Ontology annotation, molecular function: nucleic acid binding; zinc ion binding.